This is a messenger RNA of Budorcas taxicolor (takin), 2674 nucleotides long. It is a transcript of the gene SERBP1, whose product is annotated as SERPINE1 mRNA binding protein 1. The record is from RefSeq and is a predicted model, not a curated record. Lineage: Eukaryota; Metazoa; Chordata; Mammalia; Artiodactyla; Bovidae. Gene Ontology annotation, cellular component: cytoplasm; nucleus. Gene Ontology annotation, molecular function: mRNA 3'-UTR binding. Bases 114 to 1337 code for a protein of 407 amino acids. The transcript has 8 exons.
AGACAGCCCCCCUCUCUCGGCCCGGCCAUCUUGUGGGAAGAGCUGAAGCAGGCGCUCUUGGCUCGGCGCGGCCCGCUGCAAUCCGUGGAGGAACGCGCCGCCGAGCCACCAUCAUGCCUGGGCACUUACAGGAAGGCUUCGGCUGCGUGGUCACCAACCGAUUCGACCAGUUAUUUGACGACGAAUCGGACCCCUUCGAGGUGUUGAAGGCAGCAGAGAACAAGAAAAAAGAAGCCGGCGGGGGCGGCGUUGGGGGCCCUGGGGCCAAGAGCGCAGCUCAGGCCGCAGCUCAGACCAACUCCAAUGCGGCGGGCAAACAGCUGCGUAAAGAGUCCCAGAAAGACCGCAAGAACCCGCUGCCCCCCAGCGUCGGCGUGGUUGACAAGAAGGAGGAGACGCAGCCGCCUGUGGCGCUUAAGAAAGAAGGAAUAAGACGUGUUGGAAGAAGACCUGAUCAACAACUUCAGGGUGAAGGGAAGAUAAUUGAUAGGAGACCAGAAAGGCGACCACCUCGUGAAAGAAGAUUCGAAAAGCCACUUGAAGAAAAGGGUGAAGGAGGAGAAUUUUCCGUUGAUAGACCGAUUAUUGACCGGCCUAUCCGAGGCCGUGGUGGUCUUGGAAGAGGUCGAGGAGGUCGUGGACGUGGAAUGGGCCGGGGAGAUGGCUUUGAUUCUCGUGGCAAACGUGAAUUUGAUAGGCAUAGUGGAAGUGAUAGAUCUUCUUUUUCACAUUACAGUGGCCUGAAGCAUGAGGACAAACGUGGAGGGAGCGGAUCUCACAACUGGGGAACUGUCAAAGAUGAAUUAACAGAGUCCCCCAAAUACAUUCAGAAACAAAUAUCUUAUAAUUGCAGUGACUUGGAACAAUCAAAUGUGACUGAGGAAACACCUGAAGGUGAAGAACAUCCAGUUGCGGACACUGAAAAUAAGGAAAAUGAAGUUGAAGAAGUAAAGGAAGAGGGUCCAAAAGAAAUGACUUUGGAUGAGUGGAAGGCUAUUCAAAAUAAGGACCGGGCAAAAGUAGAAUUUAAUAUCCGAAAACCAAAUGAAGGUGCUGAUGGGCAGUGGAAGAAGGGAUUUGUUCUUCAUAAGUCAAAAAGUGAAGAGGCUCAUGCUGAAGACUCAGUUAUGGAUCAUCAUUUCCGGAAGCCAGCAAAUGAUAUAACAUCUCAGCUGGAGAUCAAUUUUGGAGACCUUGGCCGCCCAGGACGUGGUGGCAGGGGAGGACGAGGUGGGCGUGGGCGUGGCGGACGUCCAAACCGUGGCAUCAGGACUGACAAGUCAAGUGCUUCUGCUCCUGAUGUGGAUGACCCAGAGGCAUUCCCAGCUCUGGCUUAACUGGAUGCCAUAAGACCACCCUGGUUCCUUUGUGGACCCUCCUCUUUGAGGCUUGCAUGCUUAAGGAUCCCAAACGACUAAGAAAUUUAAAAAAAAAAACAAAAACAAAAAAAAAGACUGUCAUUCAUACCAUUCACACCUAAAGACUGAAUUUUAUCUGUUUUGAAAAUGAACUUCUCCUGCUACACAGAAGUAACAAUAUGGUAGUCAGUUUUGUAUUUAGAAAUGUAUUGGUAGCAGGGAUGUUUUCAUAAUUUUCAGAGAUUAUGCAUUCUUCAUGAAUACUUUUGUAUUGCUGCUUGCAAAUAUGCAUUUCCAAACUUGAAAUAUAGGUGUGAACAGUGUGUACCAGUUUAAAGCUUUCACUUCAUUUGUGUUUUUUAAUUAAGGAUUUAGAUGUUCCCCCUAUUACAAACUGGUUUUAAAUAUUGGACAUAAUAUCAGUUUUAAUAUCUGCUUUGCAUUUUCACACAUGGUCAACUGGGACAUGUAAACUUUGUCAAAUUUUAUGCUGUGUGGAAUACUAACUACUUUAUGUAUUUUAACUUAGUUUUAAUAUUUUCAUUUCUGGGGAUAAGGUGUUUUUCACUUCUCAUGAUAGCUGUUAUAUAUGCUAAAUCUUUAUAUACAGAAAUACCAGUACUUGAACAAAUUCAAAGCACAUUGGUUUAUUAACCCUUGCCCCUGCAUGGUUCAUUAGGUUCAAAUUAUAAUUGAUUCAAUUUCAAUUAUAUUUACUUUUAAAAUGUCACUUGCCCAUUUUAAAAAUCAGUCUAGACACCUUACUGGUAAAAGUUGUUUAAGCUACUUAUUGUUGGUAGACAUACUGUCAAGUGAAGUAGUUUUAUGGGUGUUGGAUUUUUCCUCCUCCAAUAGGGUGGGUGGAACAAGUUAAUUUGGCUAAUGUGUUAACAUUUAAACUGCUCUGUAAAGUAAGUGGCCGCUCAGUAUGAUUUGUAUGUGUGAAAGGUCCCAAAAUCAAAAUUGUACAUCCAUAAUCAACCCUUUAACUCUCCCUUGUUCUAAAGAAACCAAAGGGCACUGGUUAGUAUGGUAAGGUUGGAGGUUGUUAAUUUCUGGGAUUUGGAAAGUGGACAGCUUUACUUUAUAAGGUUGGAACAGCAGCACCAUCCAUGAAAUGAAAACCAAAAAUUUUACUGUUUCCAAAUUUCCUAUAUUGCUAUUAAUUUUUGUCUUGAUAGAUUCUGUAGAAGGUAACAAGUAUCUUUUUACCUCUUCCUCUGUUACAAAAUUAGGUUAAUAAUGGAUUCUUUGAUCAAGAGCAUCACCACUUAGUAAAACAUACAUGGAGAGAAUAAUAAACAGCCUUUCUAGGA